AUUGGCGACAACUCGGAACAAGUAUGCGCUUCAACAGGUGUUCGUCCCGUUACAUCUUCAGAGUAGAAAGAUUCGAAGUGCAAAAUUUGCUUUCAUCGAGGACGCAUCCGCGAGCAAUGUUGAUGUCAAAAAAAACACAAAGACAUGAAUGAGAGAAGCGACAGCCUUUACAAAACAUGAUUAUUCUUUUCUCAGCAGGAUUACUAGUAGAAGGACCUCCUAAUCUUUCUAGCGCCUUUAGAAAAUCUUCCAACAAAUCUUCACAAUCAGAACAACACCACUCGUAACUACACAGACGCCAACAAUUAUCACUAGAACUAUAUUGAUACAAAAUGGCGGCUCUCGACAGCAUUCACGUAAAGGUAAAGCGGAAGAACCAGACGUUUUUCCUCCUAGUCUCCAACCCAGAAGCACCGACGUUGGAGAUCAAGGAAAAGCUCUGUUUAUGAUGACCUUGGUUGGCAACGUGAACACGUUGAUAUUGUGAUGUUCUUACUGUUACUGUAGUUUGGUUUUUCGCAAAAAUGUCGUUAUUUGGACAAAGCACACAAAGUAAAUUUUUAGCCGGCUAAUUUCCCUCGAUCAUGGUUCGGAUAUCGUUCGUAGUCUCUAUCCGCAAUGUCGUUAUUUGGACCACAAGGAUGGUUCCAUCCGUUACUAGAAGUUGUGUUUCUUGAGUUUGUUAAAGAAAGUAGAUCAUUUCGUAACUACUUACAUCAUACAUAGAUACCUCCCACAAGAACACUCGAAAUAUCCAUAGGUACCUCCCACAAGCACAAGAACACUCAAAAUAACCCAAAAUAAAUCCUCUUUCAUUUUCUCUUCUCCUCGGCGACAAGUGCAAGGACCCUCUAGAUAUGCGGUUGAUGUACGAGGAUAUCAUUUUAGAGGAUGAGAUCUCCUUGAGGUCUCAGAGAGUACAAGACAGCUCGAUUCUCAGCAUGAUCCUCCGUGCAGACGAAACGACCUUCGAACAACCUGAAUACGACGAUUUGGACGCGUUGCACUUGAAGACAGUGGCGGCGGUAACUAAUUGAGAAGAUGGCGCAGUGAUUUAUACUACUAGUUGCUGUGAGAGGACAAUACAAUACAAUACAAUACAAUUAUUAAUCUCGCACAAAGUUCAGUGCAGACUGCCAUAAGGGAGCAAAUUUUUGCUAUAGACGUAGGAGUUCUUAUCGACGUGAUAAUUAUAAUAAGUAGAUCGGAUAUUGUAGUCGUCCAUUCUAUUAAUUGUUGCUCAUUACGUGAUUGUGGUCUCACACUAGCCAAGAUCAACACUUGACGAAAGCUGACACAAAAACCCUGAGUAGUAACCCUUUCCCUUUUCCCAUAACUUCCUUCUACGACGCCCAGUGGCUCGGAC
Amoebophrya sp. A25 is the source of this 1366-nucleotide messenger RNA. NCBI's taxonomy places the organism in Eukaryota, Dinophyceae, Syndiniales, Amoebophryaceae. The record is from the annotation of a GenBank genome assembly.